Coregonus clupeaformis (lake whitefish) is the source of this 2187-nucleotide messenger RNA. Its product is annotated as probable rRNA-processing protein EBP2. Gene Ontology annotation, cellular component: preribosome, large subunit precursor; nuclear periphery; nucleolus. The record is from RefSeq and is a predicted model, not a curated record. The coding region runs from base 97 to 1125 and encodes 342 amino acids. Gene Ontology annotation, biological process: rRNA processing; ribosomal large subunit biogenesis. Lineage: Eukaryota; Metazoa; Chordata; Actinopteri; Salmoniformes; Salmonidae. The transcript is spliced from 9 exons.
UGUUUCACCGGAAGACCGUUUACAGCCGCCACUUCCUUCCCACGUGAACCGCUCCAUGUGAGCACGGAUUUUACACCAAAUAAGUGUUUGUAUCCAAUGAUUGUCGUUAACAAUACCAUGGAUAUUAACGAAGAUGACGAGCAGUUAGGUGAGACGUCUGAGGAGGAUAACAGCGAAUUAUCUGACGGAGAGCUUCAAGAUGCAUUUGCAAAGGGGUUGUUAAAGCCUGGAUUGAACUUUACAACACAAGAACCGAAGAAGAUUGUCAACAAUGUGGAGGGUUUGAAACAGUGCCUUGCCGACUUCCGUAAGAACACAUUACCCUGGGUAGAGAGGCUGGACAUGGUCAAUCUCCCAGCUGAUGACAUCGUUGCCAAGUCUGAGGGCAGACUUGACAACAAGGCUAGCGGAGACCUCAACCCGGAUGACGACUUCCAGAGAGAGAUGUUCUUCUACCGCCAAGCCCAAGCAGCUGUUCUGGAGGCGAUGCCCCGGCUACAGAAGCUUAAGAUAGCCACCAAGAGACCUGAGGACUACUUUGCAGAGAUGGCCAAGUCAGACCAGCAAAUGCAGAAGAUCAGGAAGAAACUCAUCAUGAAGCAGACAAUGAUGGAGAAGUCCGAAAAGGCUAAGAAACUAAGAGAACAGAGGAAGUACGGCAAGAAGGUGCAAGUGGAGGUUAUUCAGAAGAGACAGAAGGAGAAAAAGGCCAUGAUGUCUGCCGUGAAGAAGUAUCAAAAAGGCAUGACUGACAAACUGGACUUCCUGGAAGGAGAUCAGAAAACAGCUAAAGGAGGAGCUCCAGCUAAAGGAGGAGCAGGGAAAGGAGCAGGAGGCCAAACACCUGAUAAAAAGGCCAUGAACAAAAAGGGCCCCAAUGCUAAGAGGAAGUAUAAGGACCAGAGGUUUGGCUUUGGCGGAAAGAAGAGUGGAACCAAGUGGAACACGAAGGACAGUCACAACGAUGUGUCAGGGUUCCGCGCUAAGGUGGCUCAUGGGAAAGGAGGAAAGGGAGGGAAAGGAGGUAAAGCGGGACCUGGAGGAAAAGGAGGAAGGGGCCCCGCCAAAGGAGGGACUAAACGACCGGGCAAGAAUGCACGCAAGAAGAUGAAGGGUCGCUCCUAAAGAGUUGAGUGCUGAAGGUCCUGCAGUCUGAUUGGUCCGUUGGUCUAUGACAUCAGGCCAGGUUUGCACCUCGUCAUCAGUCUUGGGUUACCCACAUUGCAUCCCAACUUCUGGAAGCGCAUAUAUUAAAGAGAAGUGCACUCUUUCUAUACUUAAUCACACACCACCCUUCAUGGAGCCCUUGGGCCAGUGGACUGAUAUGAAGGACUUUGUGUCACUAUGACCCAAGAUGUCCACUUGCAUCCUGCCCUCAGAAUGAUUUUUCCUAGAAUAUCGCGGAGGAGGCUAGAUGUGGACAACCUGACUGAGCAGUACUGUACUAUACACGCCAAAUUCAAUAACUGCCCUGCUACACUCCCUCUGCAGAGGAGGGGUGGUUUAAAACCCCAAACACGAAUUUGGACAUCAAAAGACAAUUACAUUUUGUUUUUAUUUUAUUACUGUCAGUAAAAUAAAUCUGUUUCUUUUAAAAAUAAAUCUUUAUAUGUUAACAUUUGUGAAACUAUUUGCUGACAGUGAUCAAUGAUCAAGCCACUUCAAUAAAUGUAUACUGUCAUUUAGUUUUUGUUAAUACUUAUAGAUUUUUGCUAAAUGCACACUUUGCAAGUCUGCUCAUUGACCCUCUGAUUCACUACCCCUAGUGACAUGACAUUUUGUAAUAUUGAACAGCUGUUAUGUUUGGCCUUUUCCAUCUAUCAAUAUUAUUAAUAUGUGAUGGGCCAAUGUGUUACUUUCUAUAGAUCUGGGUAAAUGUUUCUUCUAAAAACAGUUUUGGGGCAAGAAAACCCCUGGUUUAGCCUGAGUGCCAGUCUGUGCUAUUAUACAAACUCCUUGUCACUCAUUGUCAUGUCUGGCUUGACAAUGACCACAAUGGAGAUGGCAAGGGCACAAACAGACCUGGGACCAGGCUAUACCUGCUCCUGUAUCGGUUUCUUUUUGAUAAAUGAUUUGUGCUUCUUCAAUAUUUCUCUCCUGUGUGAAGUUAUGGUGUUUAUUGUGACCUUAUACAGUAGGUCUGUCUGCAACCAGUUAUUGUUUGCUUGGGACAGUAAAGCAAUAUUC